Cotesia glomerata is the source of this 793-nucleotide messenger RNA. RefSeq names its product CB1 cannabinoid receptor-interacting protein 1-like. NCBI's taxonomy places the organism in Eukaryota, Metazoa, Arthropoda, Insecta, Hymenoptera, Braconidae. Gene Ontology annotation, cellular component: plasma membrane. Gene Ontology annotation, biological process: negative regulation of signaling receptor activity. Bases 216 to 719 code for a protein of 167 amino acids. The transcript is spliced from 2 exons. Gene Ontology annotation, molecular function: type 1 cannabinoid receptor binding. The record is from RefSeq and is a predicted model, not a curated record.
CGUGGUACGAAGUAAUUUCAUUUCAGUAAGCGUCGCGACACCAGUAGAGAAAGAACAAUUAGCUAAAUUCGUUCUUUUGUCUUGUUCAUCUAAAUAAAAGUCAAUAAAAUUAUGAGAAUAAGUAUAAUUUAACUGUACAUACUUAUUACAAUUUCAGUUUACAAACACAAAGCACAAUUAGUAUAAAUACAUGUGUUAAAGGUAAUGAUACUCAAAUGGGGGUCAGUGAUAAUUAUUUUCGUGUAACAAUUUCACUUAAAAAGGAACCAAAUACUGGACCAGUUUAUUGUAAAAUGGAAAAAUCAAAUAAGUAUCGUCAGCAAAAAACUGUAAAAUUAUUUUGUGAUGCGAUGUACCGUUUUGAUGUGAGCUUCAAGCCACCUCAACAGUUAGAGUUAUUUACCAUAGAUGGAGAAUUAAUAGAAGUAACAGAACAGUUAAGAGAUGGAACCGCAUGUGCUUACAGCGCUUAUUAUUCAACAAACAAUGCAAAUCCAAGUCCUCGGGGUCAGCGUAAAGAAUUGCCAAUGACAAUCCGGGUGUUUGGAUCAGAAGACCUAAAAAGUAGUCUUCAAAUAAAAUAUUAUAGGUCAGAUGACCACAAACACUGUGAAUAUGGCUCUAAGUUGCAUUGUAUUGAAUUAGAUUGUUCGAGUUUAGACGGUAAUCUUGCUACUGUCGACAAAGAAACUUAUAGAAAAAUUGGCGUUGAUCCAUAGCAUUCACAGUCAGGAUCUCCUUCAGAGAUCGCAUCGCUAAACGGAAUAAACAUUAUUAAUAAAAUUUAAGUUCA